AUGGCAGACCCGUUCAGCAUUAUUGCUGGUGUUCUGGGCAUCACAGCUGCAGUCAUCCAGUCGUCAAAGAUAUUCUUGGAGCUUGUGAAUGACAUCAGAAGAUGUCCUGAAGAGGUAAAAUCUGUCUCUAAGGAUGUGCAUGCUUUUUAUGCCAUUAUCUCUUCUCUGAAUGUUACCCUGCGGGAGGUCGACGUCAAGGAUGCCAUCGCUUAUGACGACGCAUUGCUGACGACAAUUGGAAAUCUGGCUCAUCCACUUGAACACUGUAGGGUGAUACUAGGAGAACUCAAGGUCAAGAUACAACAGCAGCUGCUGCCUUUUCCAAACGACAGACGUUUUCGAAUCAAUUCCAAAAUCCUAAGAUGGUCUCUAUUCACAAAGAGUGAGAUACGAACCUUGCAGCGACGCCUCGAAGCUACAAAGACUACCCUUUGCAUUGCUUUAGAUGCUAUCACCGCCAUACACUUGUUAGGCAAGGUUGCUACAUCUCAGUUGGUGAAACGGACGAAUGAGCCAGUAGAGGCAAGAUUUCCAAUUAGUCGUCUUUUUGAGGACCCCUCCAUUCAUAAUAGCAAAACAGAAAUAUCUCGUCGAGCAUUCCAAGGUUCUUUACUUCUAGAACUUGAUACCGAUAUUGCGGAGGCUUCGACACUUCCGAACAGGCAGAUUUUCUGGCGCAUAACAUCCUGGAUACAGGAAACACAGCAUGCUUUCAUGUUAGAAGAUCCCUCGAUUCGCCGUCACCUUGCUCAAAUCUACCAAGAGCUGGGUGAGCAACGCAUGGAGUUAAGCGAGAUUAGACUGCUAAAUGAGUCAUCUAAAGAACCAAAAAAUAGCCCAAUCGUGGAAUCAAGCAACAGCAUAAACCUUUUUGGCGAGCCUGUGAAUACUACGUUAGAUCAAGCCAAUGCUGAAGACAAUGAUUCUGCCUCUGUCGACAUACUUCGUGCGAAGUUUUCUGGUUCACCUGGUUAUCAUUUCGAAUUAAGACCAUCUUUCUACCCUGAGCAAUAUUCCACGGAGAGCCUCUUCAACAAAAAGAUAUUUACUCUUGCCCUAAGAAAAUUAACAGGGGUUCAUCGAACACAACAAUACUUCCUUUUGUACGCAGAAACCCCCCGAAAAUGGCAAAGAAUUGUUAUAUCAGCUACUUUUGAUGAUUUCCAAGAGAAUUCGGCUGUAUUCCAGCUUUCAGAUACUGACGACUGUGACGAUUCCUGCAAACUGCUACCUAAAGCACUUCAAGCCUUUUUCGACACGCUUCUUCCUGCUCUCGAGCUCUUUAAUUCAGUCUCAAGCAUAUCCUUGCAUAUAAAGGACCUAAGCGGCCAGAUUUUCACUGAAUCAAGUGCGAUUAGAGUAACGGAAGAUCUUCUCGAAAAAGAGAUGUCUAAGGAAGACCAGAUUUUGCAAGAUAUUGACGCUAUGGGCAUUCGAAAGUUUUUAGAGUCUCGGGUCAUCAUGAAAUCGCGUAUCUCCUCGUCUUGUUACCGCGUUUUGGUUGACAACCGUGAAUUUAUCGAACGUAAAACACCGUUUGCGAGGGCCGGAAAGCAGGGAGAAAACGGAUUUGAGGACUUUUCUAGAGCCCUUAAGCUCCUUAACAGUUUACGUGGCUGUGCAAGUGUUGUACAACUCAUUGGUGUUGUCCUCGACGACACGAGACGUUACCUCAAGGGCUAUCUGUACGAAUCCCCAGCCAUUUUCUCCUUAAGAAGAAUUAUCGCCCUGGCAAAUUUCAGAUCUAAAGCCAUAUCAUGGCAGAUCCGAGAGAUUUGGUCAAGCCAGAUAUUCAAAGCAGUCUCAGAAGUUCAUCGUAAAGGCGUGGCUCUAGGUGUGCUGAAAUUGAAGACCAUCGACCUCAGAGCAGACGGAACAGCUAUACUAACACUACGAACUUCCUACCGAUACCUGCAGAAUCGGAAUGGCACUAUGCCCCCCGAAUUGCGAAACGACCCACAGAUUACUGACGGCAUACAACCCACGAUGGUGAACUUCCGCACUGAUGUAUUCCAGCUAGGGCUUGUUCUGUGGCUUCUGGCGGAGCACAAGCCCGAGGUUAUUGGCUGUCUCUGUCCAAGAUCCGGAUGCACAAAGUUCCCACGAAUCCUGUGUGAUGCUGAGCACGUCAACCCUGUGGAACUGCCACCGUGCCACGGCGAUAUUCCUCCAUUUUUCAACGACAUCAUCAGAGGGUACCGCUCGCCAGACCCAGGAGCAAGACUAACAGCACUCCUAAUAACUAAAGACCUACUUUACACGAGCGAAAUUCCACCUAAUAUGAUCGAUCUUCUAGAUACAUAUGCUCCUGAGGUCAACUUCUUCUUACCAAUAUGCGACGAAUGUGGUGCAUUGACGAGGAAUCUUCGUUAUUAUUGCAAUGUUUGCCGCCAGGGGGAUUCCGAUCUCUGCCCAGAAUGUGUAGAACUUCGAGGGAUUCACUGCUUUAAUUCAGAGCAUCGCUUAUUGAAAUAUGUAUUCGAGAAGGUAGAAUAUGUUGAUAGAUCUUGA
Messenger RNA from Endocarpon pusillum Z07020, 2511 nucleotides. RefSeq lists its product as uncharacterized. Bases 1 to 2511 code for a protein of 836 amino acids. The record is from RefSeq and is a predicted model, not a curated record. The transcript is spliced from 3 exons. Lineage: Eukaryota; Fungi; Ascomycota; Eurotiomycetes; Verrucariales; Verrucariaceae.